Messenger RNA from Strongylus vulgaris, 207 nucleotides. The record is from the annotation of a GenBank genome assembly. Lineage: Eukaryota; Metazoa; Nematoda; Chromadorea; Rhabditida; Strongylidae.
GUGACCAUCGACCUUCUUGGGCAUUCUGGCUAUGGAGGACAAAAUGUUAGGGUAGAUCUAAAGAAUCACUUAACUUUUGCUUACAUGAGCAAUGCAUUGAAGUUUCGCAUAAUAACAGAACACUUUCAGCUUGGCUUUGGUGACACUGCUAGAACGUACAACCGUUUAGUCGACGCGCUAUAUGAUGUGAUUUCACCUUUAAAUUGA